GGGUUUUCCGUAGGAAAAUUUUCCCAAUACUGAGGAAUGAAGAAUUGUACACGAAAACCCUAACCCAAAGCAUAUCCUCCUUCGAUCUCGCUCCGCUGUCCGUACAGAAAUUCUCCUCCUCUGAAUUCUACCUAGGGUUUCAAUUUCUGAUUUCUCCUUUCUUCUCCUGUAGCUUUAACAGUAUCCGAUUGCUGAAACCGGGUUGGGCGCUACAUCGGUGGAAUUCACAAUGCCGCCGUUUAUGUCGACCUCGAAGGCGGUGGGAAACCUGAUAUUGCGUAAAAAUGGCGUUAGACAUUUGAUUAGGCAGGCCAAGAGCGAUGGUGGCUUGCAGAAAUUCAAUCAGUUUCGGUGUUUUAGUAGCAUUGCAGGUAUUCAAAUGCCUUCGGUACAGAAAUUGAUUGGUUCGAGCAGAGAGGAUGUUAAUUUUUCAUUUGGAAGCUUGUGUUAUGGCAAUACCGUGCAAAGGAGGAGGUUUCUAGGCUGCGGUGAUGGCGAAGAAGGCGGUAUCUUAUCCAGAGUUUACGAGGAGAGGCUCGUCAUGGGGUAUUCUCCAGAACAACUAUUUGAUGUGGUUGCAGCUGUUGACUUGUAUCAUGGAUUUGUCCCUUGGUGUCAGAGGUCUGAGAUACUUAAAUGGUAUCCAAAUGGGUCAUUUGAUGCUGAGCUGGAGAUUGGUUUUAAGUUUCUUGUUGAGAGUUAUGUUUCCCAUGUGGAAUUAGAAAGACCAAAGUUUGUAAAGUCAACUGUGUCAGAGAGUGGCCUUUUUGAUCAUUUGAUAAACAUCUGGGAAUUUAAUCCUGGACCAGUUCCGGGGUCUUGCAGCCUUUACUUUCUUGUGGACUUUAAGUUCCAGUCACCACUUUACAGACAGGUGGCAACCGUGUUUUUCAAAGAGGUAGUCUCUCGAUUGGUUGGCUCAUUCAGUGAUCGUUGUCGCUUAAUCUAUGGGCCUGGAGUUCCGGUACUUGAAAAUUCUUAUGAACAAAAGGCAUGAGUAUUCACUUCACAUUUCAUUUAGCCAGACAAAGUCACACCGCAAAACUUUCUUGCAGUUAAGCACUUACAGAGUUAAAAAUGAAAUGUUUCUGUCAUGGCUACUGCACAGCUUUAGUUUUGUAUGCUGCAUAGCCAUCAAUCAUUUUUCAGGUUGUAUUGUUAAUGCUUUAAGUCUCUGCCUCAAGCCACAUUAGGCAUUCUUUUUCUCUUGUUUUUCAUUGACAUAUUAUUGGAUCACAAUUCAUUGUCACUUCAUACCUUUUAUGUGUGCAGUCAAGAAGCUAAGCAAAUU
Messenger RNA from Rubroshorea leprosula, 1291 nucleotides. Lineage: Eukaryota; Viridiplantae; Streptophyta; Magnoliopsida; Malvales; Dipterocarpaceae. The record is from the annotation of a GenBank genome assembly.